GUGCCGUAAACACACCAUUCUGUCAAGAUGGCCCCGCUCUCCGUGUUCCGAGUGUCGCUUCUGGUGUCAUUUUCAGUGUUUCUGACGGUUGUGUUGGGUUUUGGACUACCUGCUUUACUGAACGUAGCGAUGAGGAUGUUGGGAUUACCGGAGACGAGUGUAACCGAGUGCAUAGUUGUGCUGUAUUUACUUUUUGUGUUGUACGUGGCGACGCCUCGAAUUCCUAGAGGAUUGGUGGAGGUGAAGGGGAAAGCUGUGUUUGUUACAGGUUGCGACAGUGGAUUUGGUCAUGCCCUUGCCAAACAUCUGCACAAGCUUGGCUUCACAGUCUUUGCUGGAUGUCUUUUCAAGGAUAAAGGUGGAGAGGGUGCAAAGGAACUAGAAGAAUUUCAUUCAGAUCGCAUGAAGGUAGUCCAGCUGGAUGUCUGCAGCGAGGAGCAGGUGGACCAGGCUGCAGAAUAUAUCAAAGACAACCUGAAGGACUCAGGAAGUGGUCUGUGGGCUGUGGUGAACAACGCCGGUGUGUCCACGUUUGGAGAAGUAGAGUUCACCGCCAUGGAAACCUACAAGCAGGUGUCGGAGGUGAACCUCUGGGGCACCAUCAGGGUCACCAAAGCUGUUCUGCCGUUAAUCCGCAGGGCCAAAGGCCGUGUUGUCAACCUGGCCAGCAUGUAUGCGAGGAUGGGAAAUGCCCUGCGGUCACCUUACUGUGUAUCGAAAUAUGGUGUGGAAGCAUUUUCUGAUUGCCUUCGCUAUGAGAUGAAGACCUGGGGAGUUAAAGUGUCCAUAAUCGAGCCGGGGAACUUCAUUGUGGCCACCGGCAUCCUGACCCGAGACGUUGUGGCCAGCACGGCCAAUAAGCUGUGGACUGAGGCGCCCUCGCAUGUGAAGGAGGAUUAUGGGAAAGCCCACUUUGAGCAACACAUGGCUCUGAUGCGCUCUUACUGCAACAGCGGACAGAAGGAUGUGUCCCCUGUUCUGGAUGACAUCACUGAUGCCAUCAUAUCCAAGCGUCCGUACACACGAUACAACCCCAUGGAGCCCCACUGGUGGAUCAGACUUCAGCUGAUGACCCAUCUGCCUGCCGCCUUAUCCGACUUCUUCUACUUCUAAAAAGAGGGGCUGUUCCCGUACAAGCUCCCUCCGUUUCGUAUAGCAGCAUAUUAUUCAACUAUGUAGCGCUACACAAAUGUACAGACUUGCUCUGAAGAGGACUCUCUGCUACGUAUAUCUUUCCUCAGCACUUUAAAUCAUUCACUGAUCAAGCCUUAAAACAUAGUUGUUUUUUUAUAAACUCAAAGUUAAUUAUUGCACUUUGCUUAUUGCAUGUCUUACAAGAACCAUAACGUUAUCCGUACAGAUGUAUUGCAUGAUAAGUUGUAACAACUGUGUUGGAUAUCAGUGAGGCUAUGACAUACUCAUAGAUAUAAAUACUGCAUGGUUAUUGCUUA
Molecule: messenger RNA, 1451 nt
Organism: Perca fluviatilis (European perch)
Lineage: Eukaryota; Metazoa; Chordata; Actinopteri; Perciformes; Percidae
Gene: bdh1
Product: 3-hydroxybutyrate dehydrogenase, type 1
Exons: 5
Coding region: 28-1113 (361 amino acids)
Molecular function (GO): oxidoreductase activity
Source: RefSeq, a predicted model, not a curated record